AUGCCCUCCCUCAAGCGUGUACAGCUAUCUACGGAUGAUGAGGAAAGCGAUGGCUCCGAUAUGAGUUCUUCAGUACGACUUCCAACACGAGACGACCCCCCAGCAAUCCUGGAACUAACAACUUACCAGAGAAAACGACAGCGGGCAAACUCAGGGAGUUCAAGCUCAGACUCACCGUCCUCUCCAGUCCCGCCGGGCGCUGUUAACGGCAUCAGUCAAUCGUUUCUCGAAGUCCAUGACGAUGCGCUUCUCGACGACGACGAACUCGACCUUCGCCAGACACAGAUCAUACAAGAAAAAUACUCUCAGUUGAUCGAUGAAGCCAACGUUCCCGCUGAACAUGGCAUCCUUGAACGCGUGGAGUGCUACAACUUCAUGUGCCAUGAUCACUUCUACGUCGACCUGGGCCCCCUCAUCAACUUCAUUGUUGGAAAGAACGGCAGUGGUAAAAGUGCGAUUCUGACAGCGAUUACUCUUUGUCUCGGUGGCAAAGCAUCUGCGACGAACCGUGGACAGAGUUUGAAAAACUUCAUCAAAGAGGGCAAAGAAAACGGUACAAUCAUCGUUCGCAUCAAGAAUCAAGGUGAUGGCGCCUAUAUGCCUGACGAUUUUGGUUCUACUAUCAUUGUCGAGCGUCACUUCUCCCGAAAUGGCACCAGCGGGUUCAAGAUCAAGUCAGAGAAUGGGCGCAUCGUCUCGACUAAGAAAGCCGAGUUGGAUGCAAUCACUGACUAUUUUUCUUUGCAAAUCGAGAACCCCAUGAACGUACUCUCGCAAGAUAUGGCCCGUCAGUUUUUGAGUACAUCAAGCCCGGCUGAGAAAUACAAAUUCUUUGUCAAAGGUGUCCAACUGGAACAGCUCGACCACGAUUAUCGACUGGUUGAGGAAUCCCUCGACUCAAUUGAAGAGAAAGUCAGGACAUCCGUCGAGGAUUUACAAAUCCUCGAAAAUCGUAAAGAAUUGGCUAAGAAAAAGCUCGAAAUUUCCGACCAACACGACUCUCUCCGAGCGCGGGUGAGAAAUAUCCGAAGUCAAAUGGCUUGGGCUCAAGUUGAGGAGCAAGAACGGAUGGAAUUAUCCCUCACCGAGCAGAUCGCCGAGGCCAGCCAGAAAAUUGCGGCGGCUGAAUCCGAUCUCACUCGCUUUGAUACCGCCUUCGAUCAAGUUACCGCUGAGGAGACUGCCGCUGGUGAACACGCCUGGAGGGCUGCUGUGGCAGUCAAUACAGCCCAGGAAGAGAGGGACAAAACGCAGGAAACAUUGGACGCGGAGGUGAAAAAGCGGCAUGACCUACAGGCAGAGCAACGGCAGAUUCGGGCUUACCUAAAAGCUGCCGAAUCUAGAAUUCGAGAUACUCAGCAAAAGAUCGAUGACGAAAACCAGCGUCUGGCUGAUGCGAGCGACGGCGGCUACGCUCGAAAACAAGACGAGUGUGAAAAAGCGGCCAAUGACGCCACUGCUGCCCAAAAGGAAUAUGACGAGCACCGCGCAGGUGCCGCUGGCCUCCAGGAAGCUAUUGACCGUGCACAAACAAAGGUAACAGAAGCAGCAGCUCCACUUGGGCGGAAAGAGAGUGAAAUUGGACAAGCGGAAGACCAACUGAGGAAUCUCAUGAAAGAGGGUGGAUCAAGACGGUCCGGUUUCAAUUCCAAGAUCCCUGAGCUCCUCAGGGCGAUUCAGCAAGAACGAUCUUUCGAGUCACCCCCUGUCGGCCCAAUCGGUCAUCAUGUCACUCUGCUAAAACCGAAGUGGUCAUCUAUUGUGGAGAGAAUGUUUGGUGCCACCCUUACCAGUUUCAUCGUCUCAUCCAAGAAAGACAUGCAACUUCUUUCUAGGAUCAUGCGCGAGAUUCGAUGCAACUUUCCAAUCUUGAUCGGCUCUGGUGGCCAUCUGGAUACCUCGGCCCACGAACCAGACUCCCGAUUUGAUACUGUGUUGCGAAUACUUCAGAUCGACAACGAAUUAGUGCGGGGACAACUGAUCAUCAACCAUGGAAUAGAACAAACGCUCUUGAUCGAGGACGUGAAAGAAGCUUCCUCUGUGCUGUUUGACGGCGCACAGCCACGGAACGUCAAGCGUUGUUACUCCAUUGACGCACAAGAUAGGCGUCGAGGGUUUUUUCUGUCGUACAAUCGAGCCGGAGAACCAAGUCAAGCACCAGUUGCGGGGUGGACCGACGGGCCGCGCAUGAAAUCCGAUGUAGUAUUGCAAAUCAAUGCACAAAGAGACAUCAUUAGCGAUCUCAAACGUCAAAAAUUUGAGAUCGAACAAGGAUUGGAAACUGCCAAGUCAAACUUGAAAGCCUGUCAAGAGGCAAAACUCCGCCACGCAAAAGCCGAGAAAGAAUUGCAAGACCGAAUGCAACGAAAGGCUGAGCAUGCUGAGGGACUCAGAGAUGCUUUGGAUAAAGAGAACGCCGAAGACGGACGGCUCGAUGCCCUCCAAGCAGCUCUCAAGGAAGCCGAAGAUGACAAGCAGAUCAACGAGGGCUCUUACAACGACAGCAAAGCGGCCAUGGAUGCCAAGUUGCAGACGCUCAAAGAAUUUCGCCGAGAAAUACUUGCUCAUGACACCAAUCUCGGAACCCUCCGGGAGAAAUUACAAGUUGCUGAGAGCGAGCAGAAUCUCGUGAAAUCGAAAAAGACCGAAAUAAUCACUCAUAAAAACGAAGCUGUCGCACUCAUCAACCAAGAUAAACAGACAAAAGCCAAAAUCGAAACGAGAAGGGAGCAGGUGAGGGCGCGGGUCCGGGAAUACAACGAAAAGGCUGGUUUGGUCUCUGCUCGGGUCCCCGUGGAUGAAGGAGAAACGCCCACCAGCCUCGACAAAAAGCUUGAUCGAUUAUCCCGUGAUCUAGAACGCUACAACUCCGAGUUGGGAAGUUCUCGUGAGGAAAUUGCAGCCGAGGCAGUAAGGACUGCUGCAGCAUAUGAUCGAGCUCUACGGCAAGUCGAGCAGUUAUCGGCACUGAGUCAAGCCCUCAAAGAUACUCUCCAAAACCGCAAGAAGCGAUGGGAAAUUUUCCGAUCCCACAUUUCCUCUCGAGCCAAAGCACAAUUCACCUACCUCUUGAGUGAGAGAAGCUUCCGUGGUCGACUUCUAGCUGACCAUAUCAAUAAACGACUAGAACUACAGGUUGAACCCGAUAUCACUAGAAAUGAUGGCACUGGUAGAGACGCAAAGACACUGUCCGGCGGAGAAAAGUCAUUCUCGCAAGUCUGUCUUUUGCUGUCACUCUGGGAAGCAAUGGGAUCUCCUAUUCGCUGUCUUGAUGAAUUUGAUGUGUACAUGGAUCAUAUCAACCGAAAGAUGGCCAUUGAUAUGCUCAUGGUUGCGGCUCGACGAUCUAUUGGGCGACAAUUUAUCCUGAUCACCCCCGGUACUAAGACCGACAUCACCAUUUCUGCAGAUGUCCGAGUGAAGGAAUUAGCAGAGCCUGAGCGUGGUCAGACAACAUUAUCCUUCCGCUGA
Molecule: messenger RNA, 3471 nt
Organism: Penicillium bovifimosum
Lineage: Eukaryota; Fungi; Ascomycota; Eurotiomycetes; Eurotiales; Aspergillaceae
Product: DNA repair protein SMC6
Exons: 11
Coding region: 1-3471 (1156 amino acids)
Biological process (GO): double-strand break repair via homologous recombination
Cellular component (GO): nucleus; Smc5-Smc6 complex; site of double-strand break
Molecular function (GO): single-stranded DNA binding; damaged DNA binding
Source: RefSeq, a predicted model, not a curated record